AUGGCCGGAUCAACAUCAUCAACAGGCACGCCCGCCAAGGCGUUUGGCUCGGGCCCCGCCUUCCUCCUCCUCAAGCUCCAGAGCUCAGAGUCUGUCAACCACAACACAAAGAGGCUGCGCUUCGAGCUGCCCUCCUCGGAGACCACCAGCGGCCUUCCCCUGACGUCUGCUCUCCUCACCUUUUCUUGGCCCCAGGGCAACAAGUUGCCAGUGCUAAGACCAUAUACCCCAAUCAGCUCUGCUGAUGAACCGGGCGUCCUUGAUUUCCUGGUCAAGAAGUAUCCCAAUGGCAAGCAGAGCACACACCUGCACAACCUGCAGCCCGGCGACAGCCUGCGCUUCGUCGUGCCCAUCAGGGGCUACAAGUGGGAGGCCAACAAGCACCCCGAAGUCACCAUGAUUGCCGGCGGCGCGGGCAUCACCCCGAUGUACCAGCUCGCGCGGGGCAUCCUCGACAACCCGGAGGACAAGACCAAGAUCCGCCUUCUGUUUGGCGUCAACUCGGACUCGGACGUGCUGCUCAAGGACGAGUUUGAUGCCUGGGAGAAGCGCUACCCUGGCCGGUUCAAGGCCGUGUACACCGUCAGCAACCCCGAGCUGGGCAGUUCUCUGCGCCAGGGCUACGUUGACAAGGCCCUGAUUGAGGAGGAGGGGGUCAAGCCUAGUGUCGAUGGCGCACAGGUCUUCGUCUGCGGGCCACCGCCAAUGGAGGCGGCGCUAUGCGGGCGGAAGGGGAUCCUUGAGCAGAUGGGCUACAAGAAGAGCCAGAUCUACAAGUUUUAA
This is a messenger RNA of Microdochium trichocladiopsis, 783 nucleotides long. RefSeq names its product oxidoreductase NAD-binding domain-containing protein. The record is from RefSeq and is a predicted model, not a curated record. Gene Ontology annotation, biological process: ergosterol biosynthetic process. Bases 1 to 783 code for a protein of 260 amino acids. Gene Ontology annotation, molecular function: cytochrome-b5 reductase activity, acting on NAD(P)H. The transcript is spliced from 3 exons. NCBI's taxonomy places the organism in Eukaryota, Fungi, Ascomycota, Sordariomycetes, Xylariales, Microdochiaceae.